This is a messenger RNA of Mesorhabditis belari, 333 nucleotides long. The record is from the annotation of a GenBank genome assembly. Lineage: Eukaryota; Metazoa; Nematoda; Chromadorea; Rhabditida; Rhabditidae.
AUGAACACGUCUGUGUUGGUGAAAAUCUUGCUCUUCGUUUGUCUCAUAAACCUUUAUCAUUCCCUUUCCCUUCUGCAAGCCUACAAUGACGCAAAAUGGUCAAGAAGAAGACAGGGAAUGCUCAAUACGAGAUUCACUCCCGUAGCCCAUCAAAGAGGUGACGAUGAUUGGCAAAAACAACUUGGUCAAGCUCGUGUUGUCGGCAAAAUCAUGGAUGAGAACGAGAUCGGUUUGGAGGUGAUGAAUCCGAUAAAUGAUCGAAUCAACGAUUUCUUCAAUCGAGGAUCACAGGGUAGAGGAGCGCUUGGACAGCGGAAUUUCGGGGGAAGGAGA